This is a messenger RNA of Talaromyces rugulosus, 9546 nucleotides long. RefSeq lists its product as uncharacterized. The coding region runs from base 1 to 9546 and encodes 3181 amino acids. Lineage: Eukaryota; Fungi; Ascomycota; Eurotiomycetes; Eurotiales; Trichocomaceae. The record is from RefSeq and is a predicted model, not a curated record. The transcript has 4 exons.
AUGGACCGCUCGUCGACACUUGGCACCAAGGGUCUAAAGUCCAUCGUUAACCAUCUUGUCUUGCCACCCAGAUUGCCUGGUACCCGUGAAGAAUUUCUUCCUUUGAUUGAUGAUGGCCUGGCUAGGCGUUUGCGUGAUGCUAGCCGUGUCUUGCGAGAACAUACGCGCGACGCGGCUAGUCAACAUUGGGAGACGCUCUGCAACAUCAUUCAGACAAGCCGAAAGCUGAACGAUGGAGGCAAGCUGGACAAUUCCACGCUCUUGACAGAGUUCUCCCGACUUGAAAAGAGGAGCCUGUUAAUUCUUCAAGUCACGGAGCAAAACGCUGGUCUUCUUAUUUACGGAGAAAAUAUUGAUUCGGAAGAUUUCGUCGUAUUUGAGUCAUUUGAGAUAUCCUCUACUGCCGAAGCCACGCUGAAAACCCCCAACGCUCUCAUUUGGGACUUCCCUGGUUCAGCUGUUGCAUUGCCAUACUCCGAGUUCAAGAAUGAAGUAUUUCAGAAUUCUCUUGCAUUUUUUCUGCAACAAGCUAGUGUUGAAUCUAUCAAAAACUUCUCAGCACGUGCUCAAAAGGCAGGUUCACUAGCCGUCGAAAGCCGAGACACCGUACGCCCCGCCUUGAUCACAGACAUGCUUAUGACUUUGGUUGAAGCAAAUGGCCGUUCCUACUAUCCAAGCCUACUUCGAAAGCGUGUGAGAGAUGAAGUCGACUGGCGGGGCGGUGCCGAAUCUCCAUGGAGGCGAAGUCCGUACUGGCUUCUGCUAAGAGUCGCAGUACAGAGGCAUCUUUACGCAAAGCACGGGCCAGAAAUAGGUCGAGCCUGCUACAAGUUUCUCAUCUGUGUCAUGCUGGGCCACAUAAUCGAGGACGCGGUCGACUCUAUAGAUCCAGAACUUUUAAAACUUUUACAAGCCAAGUUGGCCCGUCGCCUUACCAAACUGCAAGUUGACAACAACAAAGGCUCACCUGAGCUUCACAACACUACCGCGGCCAUGUUCCCUAUCCUACAGCCCUUGUUUGAAAAGAGCUUGAGUCUGGCGUCGGAAAAGAUCAAGCGGUUUUGGGAGAACUUUCAGAAAAGAAUGAGCCCAAGAAUUCCAACACUUGCACGCGAAGCUACGCCUAAAGAUCUGACAUUAUCCCUCCGCAACAGUGGGGAGUACCUAGAUGGGAUUUUGUCGUCUCACAAAGUAGCCAAGUUAGUUCACCAGCUGCCACGGUCGACAGUGUCGGAAAAAUUCGCAAAGGACGGUGCGAUAGCACAAUUUAAUCGCUUUUCACAAAUCUACUACAAAUUAUCCACGCUCGAAGCUGAAGCACAAAAGCUAUACUCUGAAGGCCUCAAAACCGAAGACUCCGAAAAGUGCUGUUCUUGCUUGGCAAAGAAGAUACACGAAUAUCUGGAUGCUGUUGGGAGCGCGUACAACGAUAACCCGGAACAAAAAAGCGUCAUGAUUCUUACUGUGAUGAGAAUGUGGACACUUUUGGAUCACAAUGCCACAAAUACCUUCCCUCUUUUGCAAAAAUACAGUCCUGGUAUCCCUCCAGAGGCCCUCGAUGCUCUUCAAGUGUUGCGAUACAUUGAUAUGGUGCACUUGCAUGGAAUACAGGAGCACUUACACCACCGCCAAUCUGCUUCCAACAAACGUACUAUUUUUGAAGACCCUUGCAGAGGCUCGUUUGCAGAAAGCUAUUACAGCGAAGCAAAAGUGGCUUUUGCUAUGAUUGAAGUCCGCUCAGCCAUAGAGAAUUCAGCUGAAAAAGCGCGUCUUGCAAAAGUGAAGGAAUGGGAAAGCCUCUCUCACAAGUUUGAUGACAUUGAGCAAAAAAUAGCUAGAGCCACAUGCAUCUAUACUUUGGACGAAGAAACGGGGGGGAUGACACACGACAUGAAACAAUGUACCAAGUGCUACCUCCAGCGUUGUGCUCGUCGAAUGCAGAUCCAGAUUUUUGAGCACCCACUUCCGCAACAAGAAGUCCACACAAGAACUGUGAUUUCUGAGCUACUAUGCCCUGCAGCACUACGUGCAUAUCGAAAUGUGACAUGGAGAAUCAUCUAUGAGCUGGGGUAUCCUGACUAUAAAAGGGAUUUACAACCGCAUCAGCUUUUGUCUGACUACGAUCCUCUGGCGGAGUUUGCCAAUCCAAAAUACCAAGGAGAAUCGGGGGUUUUGCUCGCUUCUGUUACCAAACCAUUCACGUCAACACACUACAGGGUUGUCAGAAUGCCAACCGAUUAUGACAGUAUAUUUUUACCUAAUGGGCUCAAAUUCAAAUACUAUGAUACAAGGACUGGUGUUUGGACUGGGACACCUAGGAAUCACCCAUCCUUUGCACAUCAUUGUCAGAUGAUUAUUCCAAACGGGUCACCUUUUGUCGAGCUGCAGGCCACUCUCCACAAUGCUGCCACAACUACCGGACCAACUUCAUAUGAGGUCGUGGCAAGCCAAGGUCGAUGUCCGUCUGGGUUAAGCAUGCACGAAUUCACCGCUUAUCAAAGCCUCUUUUCCGGACAUUUACGUCGCUGGCCAUCGAUAUUAGUGGAACUUGGAGCUUCUAAUUUGAACUUCAGCACAGAAGCAACGGCUUUUCUGGUGGCAUACCUGGCUGUCCACGCUGGACCCGCUCACGCUAUCGAUCCACUUCGACAGAUUCAUAACGUGUACCGCGACAAAGCCUUUUGUGACACAUUGAUCCAGCAAAUUACAAGGCGUCUUGACAAUAUAGCGGGAAACUGGCGUGAAACUCAUUCUAUGUCGAUGCUUCUUACGUUGAUCCUUCGUCUUCACGCCAUUGGUCCCAAGAGUCUACGUGCCACGGCAUUAUCACUUCUCGACAAUGUUCGUCAAAUUACUCUAAAGUGGCUUAGAAAAUUACGCCUUGAGUCCGUCAAGGCGAGUAGCUCGGAGACAUCGUUUGCGGCAUCUCGGUACACAUUCAUAGUAUCGUUGCUUUGCAAAAGAACCUUCUUAUUUUACGACCAUAAAGUUUUAGAUCCUUCUCUCCUUUCCUGCUUUAUUGAAUCCUCAAUUGCACUGCAGGACAACAUGGCUGGAAACCUACAAAAAUUAUCUCCCUCGCUGAGGAAUAGCCUGGUUGGCGACAUCAAGAUGACCUACAGCAUGCGCAACUGCCUCUUACCAUCUUUCGAAACUUCUCCUGAGGCUUUAAGCCUGGCGAUGAAUUCUAUAUGGUCCCAACCAGACGAUAGCGAGAUUGGAUUUCAGAUAUCAACCAAAACAGCCAAUAUCAACGAGUGGUGGUUUGAGUCGACCUUUCGUACUUGCCCGCAGUCUUGUGAACAGCUCAUUCAGUAUCACUUGCUCGAAGGCCAUCUCCUUAUCGAUGGAUUACCAGUGGGAAAACUGCCUUCUCAACACAGAUCUGCCGUUAUACUCGAAACACUUUUUGGAAAGCAGCCAAUCAUAGUUGUACCCUCAGGACUCUCUGGUAUGACCUACGAGGUUCCCCGCCACGUGAAAGGGCAUCGUAUCCACAUUGGGUUCCGGAACAAUGAGAUAAUUGUGCGCGCCAUUUUUAAAGGCGAUCUGUUGGAGCUCAUCCCUCCCGCCAUUUUUGCAACCUCGUCUGAGCUUGACCUGCCAAUGGAACUAUGGAAGGACUGCGUACAUUGGUUGAACCUUACAACCGGUGUUAUGGAGAUCAGACGAUUGCCUAAUAUUUGGACACCAAAAUUCGGGCACUGGAAGCUGGAUGUCCGAGAUCGAACUGCCAAACGUAAAAGGGAUUCAAAUUCAUUGAUCGACCCUCGCAGUCCAAUAUUCCACCAGAUUGCAAGAAUCUUCAAAUAUUUCGAACCUCGCGAAAGAUUGACGAUUUACCAAACGAGAAAAGGCAUAAAUGUUGAGUUACGUCGCUUAGAACUAUCAUUCUUUGUCAACCAAAAUGGGCGACUUGAAUGUAGACAAUUGAGAUCAGAAAUCGACCCAAAUCAGGAUGCUGGAACUUGGUACGGACUACAGAGCAAAAUUGUUCUACGAGACUUCCGAAAUAGGAAGAAUAAGAGCAUCCUUGUUCCCUUUGGAGAUAUUGCGUACGAGUUAUCGGGUCCCAAUGUCGUUGUUACUGUGCGAAGUGAAGGUGGCUAUGGGAGAUUUGUGAUCAAUGAGAUUUUGGGUCGGCUUGAUUGUCCACCGGAACCAAGAUUGCUGUAUCUCAAAGCUCAACUCCAUGCAUACACAUCUUACGUCCUUCCUGAUCCUCUAACAGGGCGCACUGGAUCUGAAGAAGCAAUUCAAUUCUUGAAGUCUGGGAUAUGUCAGCCAUGGACGCCUAUCACACCGGGACCGUCGCAGUGCCUUGUUUCGAUAUCCAAGCUAUCACCUAAACGAGCUUUUUAUGAAGGGAUUCGCCAGAUGCAGACUGUAGAAUGGGACCCAAACCUCAACACCGUCUCACAGAAUGAUGAAUUCAUAUGCCUAGUCCAGGGCAUCUUUGAGAAGUCAAAUACCCUUGGCAUGUUUCGCUCUCAAAAGGAGAAUGUUAUUCAAGCUGAGGUUAACAACAAUGCGAUUUUCUGUGAUGAAAAAGAGACGCAUCUUCGAAACCGGGGCAUCUGGCGGCGCAACCUCUAUGAGCGUUCUGCAAAUGUUGAAGUUGCCAGUGAUGCCCCCAAGGAUCUAGUUUACGCCAGUCGUGAUAAGUAUGCUUUUAACAAAGCUCAUUCCAAUGUUUACGUAUCAACAACAUUACUCCGACGCUGGUCCUCGAAUGUUUCAUUUCCUAUUGAUUUGAAUUCCCUUUUCUCCCAAUGGCCAACCAUAGGGGGUUUUGACCGGUCUUUCAACAAAGUCCUUGUUAGCGAUUCGCUGAAUGUCGAUUUAUCUAUGGAGUUCGGAGCACUCACAAAUCUCUGCCGGAACAGUGAGCAGAAAGAUUCUUAUAAACUGAUGUUUCUUUUCGCCCCCAUGUCUUUCAAGGAAGAAGUUGAUAUGGCUCUUGUUCGCGCCUUGAUCGGAUUCGCCACUAUAGGAACUUUGAAGGAAUUGGAACCUCCGCUCUGGCCUUCAUAUUCUCAUUUUCACUCAAAUGAAGUUCCAACCGUCGACUAUUUAAAACAGCUCAUCAAGCCCACAUGCGCUCCUUAUCCUGCAGAUGAACUCAACUUUUUAGGAGGAACACUCAGCCGCAAGGUCCGAAGCAGACAAAACGAAGCUAAGCGACAGUACCACAAGAAAGUUGACUCGGAUUGUAUGGAUAUGGCAGAGUCUUUACUCAAUAAGUGGCCUUCCCAGGAGCCUAUUUUCGACAAUGAUCGAGUGAGCUCACUUGUUGACGUCUCCAGCGCGUUGGAAAUUCUAAAGCCGGAAUGGCUGCGAUUGUAUCAUAAUUUUCAACUGUCUCAAUACAUCGAACGAGUACAAAAAUUCUUACAAGAAAAUGUCGACCAGGAUCCCGCAACUACUCCUUCUCAUGAGACCACAUGCGAGAUCUAUCCCACGCGUACACGUGGCCAGGAGAUUCCAACAUUAUAUGAUCUAUUAUCCAACGACCUCUCACACCGUGCACCUAAGAAUAAAGGUCAAAAUUCCAUGUUUUCUCGCAUCAUCGAAACACCAGCAGGGAAUGUUACCGAAGUGCCGGAGUUGACUGAGCUCAAAAAUAUCGUUCGAGAGCUGACUUACUCCGCAUCUGCAGUCGAACAAAGCUAUGCCGAGGACUUGAUGAGGAGUGUGAACUCUUUGAGCGAAAAGCCCGGUGUUUUUGCGAGCGAUGUACCAUCCUAUUCCGUCAUUCCACAGGCCUCAAAUGUGUUUUCAAUGAUUGUAGAUUUGUGCAAUUUCAUACAAUUGCGACUCAGGGCGCUUGUAUAUUCCUUUCAGGAUGACUAUCGAUCGCAGUGGUUACUGAAAGGAGAUAUAUGGCCUUGCAUAACCCCGGUGACAAUACUAAAAAGCCUUGCCUCAGCACCAGAAACUCAAUACGGAGUUGGGAUGAAGAAAGCAAUCAUCGAAUAUGGAGAAUCAAUUACAUGGCUUCAGCGUCUUCUAAGGUUAGAGGAUGCAAUCUUGAGACGCGAUUCUCACCGCAUCUUCGGGGAAAUGACAAAUACUGGACACGAAAACUGGGACCCAUACAAGCAUCCAUUGUGGCUACUUCUUGAAAUCGAAUCAAACAUUCUUAUUCGAAAAGAUCAAGUCAAAGUCGCUCUUGCCAUAAUGGAACCAUCGUCGGGAACGAAUUCAGUGCUUCAAAUGAAUAUGGGUCAAGGCAAGACAUCUUGUGUCAUGCCCAUGGUUGUAGCAGAGCUAGCCGACACAAAGCGACUAGCCAGAGUCAUCGUCCCCAAGGCUUUACUCUUACAGACUGCACAAAUAAUGCAAUCUCGUUUGGGUGGACUCCUGGAUCGCCAAGUGCGCCACGUUCCCUUUUCACGGAAAACGCCAACAGAUGAGACAACGAUCAAGACCUAUGUUAGAGUUCACAGAGAAAUAAUGACCUCUUCUGGAGUUAUGAUUUCUUUGCCGGAACAUAUCCUUUCAUUCAUGCUUAGUGGCUUGCAAAGACUUUCGGAUGGCCGACAUGCCGAAGCGGAACUAAUGAUCAAAAUCCAAGAGUUGCUACGAAGGGCCUGUCGUGAUGUCUUGGACGAAAGCGAUGUUACUCUAAGCGCUCGCACGCAGCUAAUCUAUCCGUCGGGGACCCAGGCAAAUGUUGACGGUCAUCCGCAUCGGUGGGAAACAUCGGAGGCAGUGCUGAGGCUUGUUUCGAACCAUUAUUGGGAUUUACAGAAAGAAUUUCCCAGAAGCCUUGAAGUGUUCAAGAGACCGCAAGGGGGUCUUCCUUUUGUCUUUUUCCUCCGGCAAGAUGCGGAAAAUUCGUUGAUUGCACGCUUAGUUCACGAUGUUCUGCGUGGUCACAUCCCAGGGCUACCUAUGGGAGAUCGUCCGCACGCGGACCGUGUGGCUAUCAAGAAGUUCAUAUCGGCGCCCAAAGUUCAUCCCACAACGAGGGCAAGAAUCAACAAAAUAUUCGGCGAGCAAGGAAGUUCUAGGCAGACUCUUCACCUGUUACGAGGCCUCUUUGUCCACAGAAUACUCAUACUCACAUUGAAAAAGCGAUACAACGUGCAAUACGGGCUUCAUCCCAACAGAGACCCUAUUGCAGUACCAUAUCAUGCCAAAGGAGUCCCAUCUGAUCAAGCUGAAUGGGGACAUCCUGAUGUUGCCAUAUUAUUCACAUGCUUAUCCUUCUACUUUGGCGGACUGCAACUGGAGGACCUCAGGCAGAGUUUAUCUCAUGUCUUGAAAUCCGAUGACCCAUCUAGCGGUUACGACAAGUGGACAGAAGGCUCGAUGACACUGCCAGAUUCACUACGUGAGUGGAGCAGCAUCAAUGUUGACGAUGAAUUCCAACUCCGAGAAAUAUGGACGCAUUUACGGCUCGACAUGAACGUCAUUGAUUACUAUCUUAAUCACUUUGUCUUCCCCAGGCAUGCGAAGCAAUUCGACAUCAAGCUCCAGGCUAGUGGCUGGGAUAUCCCGUUGUUUUCUUCCCAGACUCUCACUACAGGCUUUAGUGGAACAAACGAUAACAAGACUAUGUUACCACUCACUGUUAAACAGGGAGAUCUAGACGCUCUGUCCCAUACAAAUGCCGAAGUACUCACAUACCUUUUACAGCCAAGAAACCGAAAGUUUGUCGUCGCGGCGGACAUUGACGGGAAGCACAUAAGUGAGAGGAAGCUCCUAGAACUACUAACUGAUAUGAAAAUUAAGAUUUUGAUCGAUGCCGGUGCACAAAUUCUCGAGAUGGACAAUUUUACUUUGGUACAGACCUGGCUUAACAUCUACACAGAACCCCAGGCGGCUGUGUACUUUGAUUCUGAAAAUCGACCGUACGUUUUGUAUCGCCAAGGAAACAGGUUGCCUCUAUCAGCUUCCUCAUACGCUGAUAACCUUUCUCAAUGCCUGAUUUAUCUUGACGAAGCACACACCCGCGGUACAGAUCUGAGGCUCCCUGCCGAUGCCAAGGGGGCUUUGACUUUGGGUCUUGGACAAACCAAAGAUCACACUGUCCAGGCUGCCAUGCGAUUGAGACAGCUAGCAACUUCACAGUCGAUUACUUUCGUCGCUCCUCCCGAAGUCCACCACAGUAUACUGGAUCAUCGCAAGAAGACAACGCGGGAUACUCUCGACUCACACGACGUUAUAUCGUGGUUACUAAAACAGACUGGUAGCAGCAUAGAGCAAAUGCAACCCUUGUACUUUGCACAGGGAAUGGACUUUUGUCAGCGAAUGGAAGCUGCUUCACGAUACCCUGACUUUCUCACUAAGUCAGCUCACCGGGACCAGUAUCUACGAGUAUUGCGACAAGCCGAAAAGCAGACUCUCGAGCAACUUUAUGGUCCGAAAAAGAAGGACAAGAAGAGUGACAGCCUUAUUUUAGGAUCUACAACUGAGGGUGAAGUGAGCAAUUUCGUCAAGCAGCUCCAAGCUCGUCGCAAACAAUUCCAGGAUACUGGGGCCGCCGUUCACAGCUCAACCCUACAAGAAGUUGAGCAAGAGAGGGAAGUUGCUUUUGAAGUAGAGGCUGUCCGAGAGGUACAAAAACCUGUAGCCUUCCACGCGUUGGCAUUCCCGGGGCUCCAUCCAGACCUCUGGCAUUUCGCGAAAACUGGCCUCCUAUUUCCAGACUUUACAGGGUUGCAGAAUGCUUUCGCAUCUCUAAAGUAUACUCAAGUUGGCAAGAAGUACGGCAUGACUAGAUUUGCAUCGAAGUCCAAGCUAUACGUCUCGAGGGAGUUUAUGAGAACAGUGAAACUGCCUGAAGGCCAGUUCAAUGACAACCUCGUGCGCCCCAUAAAUUGGGUUCUUUGGAGCAUGGUGACAGAGAAUGCUGUGGUCGUUAUCCCAGAAGAGGCAGAAAUCAUCAUCCCCCUACUUCGAGAGGCUCCCGACAAUGGCGUUUAUCUCAUUACAUAUUCCGCACCAUUGACCCGUGCUAUGGUACACUUCAACGAUUUCUCCUAUUACAGCGUACCUCCCAUGCCGACGACUUGGAAAGCCCCUGAUUGGUUGAAAACAGAGCUUGGAAUUCUAGCAGGUCGCGUCUACUUUGAGUUUGACGAAUAUCACAACAUCUGCGACUUUCUUGAAGAUAGUCCAGAGAAAAAGGAAACAGGUUCUCUUUUAGGUACUUGGGAAGAUGUAUCGCUUGAAAUAGAUGAAUGCAUGAUGAUGGAUGAAGAAGAUGAAGAACAAGACCUCGAACCUGGCCAGAUCGUUGACCUCGACAAGACAGCUGCAAACUCGAACAAGAGUCCAGUACUAUUUCUUCAAGAAUGGUUGGCUCUUAGACGCCGCGGGCAAGAUUUCACCCACACACCAGUGGGUUAUAUCUGCCAAGGCAAAGUCCUCGAUGCCGAUCAUCCAUUCUUCUCUAGGCGUGAGAGAUGUGUCGCCAAUGUGGGCAUAAGUGAUGUCACAAAGGGACACGAGAUGUCCGACUCGGACGACUUUGAUGAUGGAGAAGGGGAUGAGUUUGAAUUCGACGACGAUCUCCACAUCGACGAGGCUAUGUAG